Molecule: messenger RNA, 801 nt
Organism: Aspergillus oryzae RIB40
Lineage: Eukaryota; Fungi; Ascomycota; Eurotiomycetes; Eurotiales; Aspergillaceae
Exons: 1
Coding region: 1-801 (266 amino acids)
Source: RefSeq, a predicted model, not a curated record
AUGCAAGAAGACCUCGUGGCACUCUUCUCCAGGCAGAUGCGGAUGGAUAUACCAAUAUCGUCUGGCAGUCAGGAAAUGCCAUCGUCCACUCAUGUUCCGGUCGCGCACAGUAUCUCCCAACAUUAUCAUCACUCCUCUCAUGUGGCUCGCUGCACAUUUCCAACAGGAUCGCCGAAGCAUGAUGAGUCCUUGGGCCAUAGCGUGACUCUAAACUCAGCACAUGAAAUGCUGAGGUUACAGAACAUCAACCCAUCAUCACUUACCUCCACACAGCUACAGCUAUUUGAGAAUGCAAUGCCGGAGCAACGACUACGCUUGAUCCAGAUCUGGCAAAUCUUCCCAGAGUCUAGAGAUGCAUCCAGCAACUCAGGGAUGAAGCGGGUGAAUCAGUCGAACUCCGAGCUGUGUGCAAAUCCUUCUGGGGGGACAGCGGUCAAUGAAGGGGGUUCAAACCAAUCAACUCAUACGGAUUCCACUGACGAUCUGGAUAUGUGUGACUCAGUACACGACGGAGGUAACAAUAGCGAUGGACACCAGUAUGCCGAACCGUAUAUGAUUUCUGGCUAUGAGGUUCUUGCACAGAGAGACUAUGAGCUAUCUGCAAUCAAGAACAUGCCUGUGGUGAAUGAGCCAACAACGGGCUCACCAUAUAAACUGGCAAACGACCCCAUCUACAGGGCUCAGGGCCAUCGAUGGUGGGAACACUCCCAGUCAGAUGCGUUGGAAUAUCAGUACGGCACUUUGGAGGAGAUGAAUCGGUAUGCAGGCUGUGGUCUCCUACAACCUAGAUGGCUUGCGUGA